AUGUCGGAGCUAAGAACCGGGUUCCUAACAAUGGCGACCAUAGUCCUUAUAUGCCUAGGAUUAACGAUGACAGGAACAGGUUUAUAUCACAGGAAAAUAGUGUCAAAAUGCAUCCAAGAAAGCGAUGGCAGUUUCAUCUUCAUUGGCAUGCUCUUGCUAGUGUUUCCUCAGUUUGGUCUUUACGCAAUCUGUUGUCGAUCAAAACGUAUCUUCACUUUUUACAUAUAUGCCAUGAUGUUCGUCUUCAUUGUCCUUAGUUGCUACUCUUUAAAAUGUUUUAUCUACAACACAACUUUUGGCAUCGCCAAGAAUCCAGCUGAGGAAACCAGGACCGUCAAGCAGUUGCUCGGGCGUUUAGUCCCUCCAAGCAAACUCGACAGAGCCACGGGCUGUAUCGUUGAGAAUCAUGAUUGCAACUUCAACGCCAGCCUAAACAGCAAUGUCUGGAGGUUUUGCUGCGCGCAACCAGCAGGAUGUGGAGAGAGGACAAUGUUCGGUGCACCAGGAGAAUGGAGUUGGAAACGGCAACACAUAGCGAACGAUGUCCCUGAAGAAUGUGCUUACAAUUACUGUCUUGAUUGCAGAGGUUGCCAGCUCAGCAUCUUGAAAGCCAUUGUUCAUCAAUGGAAGUAUCUCUCCAUCUUCUCUUAUCCUUCAUUAUUUCUCGUUUGUCUCAGCCUCGCCAUUGCCAAGUCCCUUCUUGACACUUUCGAUGAACCUGAUGAUUAUCGUGGCUCUUAUACUUAGAUUCAUAAUCUUCCAUUUCAUGUACUCAUAUUCUAGUAUUUUCU
Molecule: messenger RNA, 791 nt
Organism: Eruca vesicaria subsp. sativa (arugula)
Lineage: Eukaryota; Viridiplantae; Streptophyta; Magnoliopsida; Brassicales; Brassicaceae
Source: the annotation of a GenBank genome assembly